This is a messenger RNA of Cuscuta europaea, 607 nucleotides long. The record is from the annotation of a GenBank genome assembly. NCBI's taxonomy places the organism in Eukaryota, Viridiplantae, Streptophyta, Magnoliopsida, Solanales, Convolvulaceae.
AAAGUGAGAAAAGUGUGUGAAGAGUGAAAUACACUUAGUGUAGAAGUGUAUUGGUGAGGAUUGGUUUUUUGUAAUAGUUGAGUGUGAGAGUUUGCUCCUCCUAUUGUAAUUCUGUUCUUGAUAUUGAAUAGAAGAAUUUUCCAAUCCCAACAGUCGGUGAGGAGAGAUGAGAUCGUCAUGCGCGAGCGGAGCCGGGCCGGUGGAAAAAGUGGCACCGGUGGAUAUUGACAGAGCAACAAUGCCGAAUGGGCCAAUAUGUGUAACGGUGGAGAGAGGCGGCUACACCGCAAUGGAGGCGGGCGCACUACCAACGUCGGCUAAUGACAUGGUCUCUGUGAAAGAGGUCGACGUAGGGUUCAUGACAACAGAAGAAAAUCAAAACCCUAUGUCUCUGAUGUCAUGUGAAUACUUAGAGCAUCUCCAAUGCAAGGGUGUGAUCUCCUACACACCCUUACGCAUGGGUCCCAUUUUUUAUCUCACGAUUUUUAUGUAUAGGACCCACAUAUUUCCUAAUUUAUUUUCAUUUUCAUUUUUUUAAUCAUUUUUAACCCACUUUUCAUCAACUUUCCUCCUUGAAUCCCGUGGUCCAUUUAUGGACCUUGUCAUA